Molecule: messenger RNA, 645 nt
Organism: Penicillium egyptiacum
Lineage: Eukaryota; Fungi; Ascomycota; Eurotiomycetes; Eurotiales; Aspergillaceae
Source: the annotation of a GenBank genome assembly
AUGUUGAUGUAUAGAGUACACUUUUAUGCCAGAAAUACACCUGCCCGUGACCUUAGAAGCAACUGGCGAGUGUGUCAAGCGACCCCACCAAUACCCGUUGACCCCGCCCUCAACCAUCUCCAACAUCCCAACCAUAUAAAUCCUCUGCUCUUGACUUUUACGUCUCCAUAUACUCAAAGGCAAAACCCCUCCAAAUCCAAAAUGUCCGACAUUACCCCCUUCAUCACCGUCCUGGAGGCCGCCCAAAAGAAAGAAAAGUUCACCCCCGAGGUCCAAGAAGCCGCCGCCGGCAUCGACACCGCAGCUCUCAAGGAGAUCUUCGCGAAGGUCGCCGAGCAGGGAGAGUUCGAGAAACUCGAUGAUGCCGCCGAGGCCGAGACCCUCCGCAAGGCCUUCGAGUUCGCCGCCAAGGCUGUUAUGAUGCUGAAGUCUUCCCCCGGUCUUAUGGAGAAGAAGGACCUCUACAUCUACUUCAAGGUUGGCAAGGGUGACGUUAUGGAGAAGCCUGGCACGUUCGAUUUCCAGAAGAAGCAGCUCUACGGUGCUUGGGAGAAGGUCAAGGACUACAGCCCCGCUAAGGCUCACCAGCUCUACAUCGGUCACGUCAACACCUUUAUUACCAAGUACGGUACCCGCGACGAAUAG